UGAAGUCAAUGUUACUUUGUGUAUCUGACAGAUAUUUACAUGACAUAAGAUUUUAAAAUGCCAUAAAUGAAAACCUUAUAGAUUUAAGUAUUUUGAAAAGUACAUUAUUGCUCUAUAUAUUAUACUUACUGUAAUAGUUUGUGUCCUGAGUAAUGUUGAUAUAUGACCUUUGGCGUACUUGCGAUGGAGUAUGUAUUUACUUUGUGGUAUUGUUACCGAUGUAAUGUUACUUUUACUCCUCAAAAAAAUAGUCCAUGGUGAUUGAUUGGUGUACAGGAAAAGAAAAAAUGUACUAUUCUGAAAGAUUGAACUGUCCUAAACCAAAUGUGCUUUAAAAUGUAAUUAUAACAAUGACUCAGUUGUUGUUGUUGUUGUUUACAGCUGGAUGCUGAUGUGCUAAAGGGAUGCUGUCAAACACAUCACACUCAUGGCUUGAGUCUGUACAGCUGCAGCCUUUUAAUGUUCAAAUAUAUACAAAACACCUCCUCACAUGUGCAACAGACCGAACCAGCGUCUGAGAAUCCGACGGAUUCACAUCGAGUUCGCCAAUUAGCGCAGUCGUGGAGGGGAGGAAGGAGCCGCGGCAGCAUUUUUGAUCGCGGACACAUCGUGGCUCGUGGAGGAAGAUCGCCAGAGAGAGAGGACCCGGGGUCUGCGUGUGGGGUUGGUGAUCGACAGCAGGCAGGCUUACGAUCAGACUAACCACGAGCUGGAUUCCGUUUCCAUUCCAAAGUUUUAUUUCAUCCCAGCCCGACGCGGACGUGAAACCACUGCUGGAACGCGCCGACGUCUGCGCUCCCAUUGGCUGUGCGCAGCGUCGCUCAGGGGGAUGACGAUUUUGCUGCUAUAAGCAGCUGAUGCUGGGCUGAGGGGGGCAUGAACACGGAGCCGCCGAAGAACUGUUGAAGGUACAUGGAUACCCCGUCAUCGGCGCUAUGCCCGCGGAUUCGGUCCCGUCUUCAACCGGAGAUUAAGUACGACCCCGUAGAGGUCUGGAUAGAAGUGCGACACAUACAACCUCAAGACAUGGAAUAAAGUGAGAGUUUGGAGACUACUGAAACAACUCGAGUCAGAUCCAUAAAUAAAAGAGAGGGAGGCGAGGCUGGGAGAGCUCUGUAGAGUGAGGAAGAGAGAAGCUGAAGAAGAAGGAGAAGAAAAGGAGUGAAGAUGGGGAGUGGUCAGGCCACAUUUCUUCUCCUGGACUGUACAGAUCACUCCGUCAGCAGCCGGUCAAAGCAGGAGUCGCCUCGCUGAAACCCCGGAGCAGAUCAUUUCACCUGCUGGAGGAGCCCCCACCCUCGGUGAUGUGAUGAAUAAGUUUGAAGUCCUUGGCAUUGUGGGAGAAGGAGCAUAUGGAGUGGUGCUUAAGUGCAGGCAUAAGGAAACCAAUGAGCUGGUGGCCAUUAAGAAGUUCAAAGACAGCGAAGAGAAUGAGGAGGUCAAGGAGACGACGCUUCGGGAGCUGAAGAUGCUUCGGACUCUGAAGCAGGACAACAUCGUCGAGCUGAAGGAGGCCUUCCGCAGGAGGGGGAAACUCUACCUUGUCUUUGAAUAUGUCGAGCGGAACAUGCUGGAGCUUCUGGAGGAACUGCCCAACGGAGCACCGCCCGAUAAAGUCCGCAGCUACAUCUACCAGCUCAUCAAGGCCAUCAACUGGUGCCACAAGAAUGAGAUCGUGCACAGGGAUAUCAAACCUGAAAACCUCCUCAUCGGCUCCGAGGAUGUUCUCAAACUCUGUGACUUUGGUUUUGCUCGUAACCUGUCUGAGGGAACAGACGCCAACUACACUGAAUAUGUGGCCACGAGGUGGUACCGCUCGCCCGAGCUGCUGCUGGGGGCUCCCUAUGGAAAGGCCGUGGACAUGUGGUCGGUGGGGUGCAUCCUCGGGGAGCUGAGUGACGGGCAGCCCUUGUUUCCGGGGGAAAGUGAGAUUGAUCAGCUCUUCACCAUUCAGAAGGUUUUGGGUUCACUGCCUGCAGAGCAGAUGAAACUCUUCUACAACAACCCUCGAUUCCAUGGAAUCAGGUUUCCCUCGGUUACUCAUCCUCAGACUCUGGAGAGAAGGUACCAAGGCAUCUUGAGUGGUCUGAUGUUGGAUCUGAUGAAGAACCUGCUGCUGCUAAACCCGACUGAGCGCUUUCUGACGGAGCAGAGUUUGAACCAUCCUGCCUUCCAGCCUCUGAGGCAGGCGGAGAGAGAGAGGCCUCCACCUGCCUCUCCCAACCCACCGCGGUCCUCCAAGAGGAAAACACACCAUCACGGGGAAAACACCGUUCCUACAAGGAGUCACAGUAAGAGCACAAGCCGUCGCUCCAACAGUAAAGAGUGUUCCAGCCUCCCUCGCCAUGGGGACCUCCAUCACCUCGGCAAUGAGAGUUUCCUGAAUGGUAACAAACCGGCCCCGUCCAGUUUAAGUCCUACACUCCACCCCAAGAGCCAGUACAUGUCCCAGACCCUCAAUCGCUCCGCCUCAUCCAGCAAAGACCUGGCUAACAACAACCUGCCGCACCUCCUCAGUCCCAAAGAACCCAAAGGCAAGACAGAGUUUGAUUUCAGCUUGGGACCCUCCCCAAAGCUGCCAGACCAGGGCCACGGGGCAAAGUAUGGCCACAGCAAACCCAGCUCCUCUCGCUCUCAGCAGCAGCAGCAGCAGCAGCAGCAGCAGCAGCAGCAGCCGCCCGGCCGCCACACCUUCCUGGAAGGCAAGACCAACACACUGCAGUCCGGAGCGGAAAAACAACAUGGCCGACAUUCCCACAGUAUGGCCGACUCUGCCCACGGGUCCAUGUCCUCCUCUUCUAAGAGCUCCGCCUCCUAUCUCAGCCUGUCCAAGAGCCACAGCGCACUGAGUGAUGCCAAAUCCGUCGGGAACCUCAGCGACGGUCGACUCCACCCAGAUGACCCAAACUCCAACACAGCAGCGGGAGUGGGACCCGGUGCCCGCUUCUUCCCUGCCAGCUGUUUAGACCUCAACGCCCCUUCGGGUCCCCAGGGGCCGCCUGGCAGCCCCUCUGCCCGACACAGUGACCGAUCGGGCCACAGCCCGGCCUCUCGUAGCAGCGGCAAUGUCCGCAUGGAGAGCAGCACACUGGACUCUUCCUCCAGACACAAAUCCAGACAUAAACCUUUAACACCGGAGGAUGUCGGCGCACCGGAGCUCUUAGACCCUGGAGGAGCAGGGAUGCCCUCCACUCACACUCUGCCUUCCCCGCACGAGUCUUAUCAUUACGGCCUGGGCUACACCUCGCCCUUCUCCUCCCAGCAACGGCCUCAUCGCCACUCCAUGUACGUGAGGAGGGAGCGCCACCGACCCCACGGCGUCGAGGGUGGGAUGGCGGGCUUGCCGCCGCCAGGGCAGGUGAUACCAACACGAACCAGCAGCCUGCAGAUACUCUCCCCCCAGCUGCAGCACCGGACCGCCCUCACCGGACACUCCGUGAGCUCCUCAAGGGAGGACUGCACCGAUGACAUGACGAGGAGUGAGCUGUCCCCUAAAGACAUGAGCCACCCCUGUGCCCCCAUCAAAGACUCUGCGCGGGACAACGCUGCUGCUUUUCACACGCAGCGCUCUAAAAACGAGUGUGUCCCUCAGGUCGGCAUGUACCACGACCCCCACGGCGAGGAUGGAGGUUCCUCCAAGGAGAACCGCAUGAUCUUCACUGAGUCCAUGCCGAGGAGAGUCGGCAGCUUCUACCGGGUCCCUUCCCCACGACCAGACAACUCCUCCUCUUUCCAUGACGCCAUUGGGCAGAGUCGUGGGCCGGUCUUACCCAUCGUACCCGGAGACCCUGUUGCCAUGGCCAACCACUCAAAACGCCAGACGGCUUUUGACUGGUCCGCCGCAGAGGCGAUGGUUAUGAACCCCCCAGAGCCCGUCAAGGAGAAGGGAAAACAAGGCUUCUUCAGAGCCAUUAAAAAGAAAAAGAAGAAGACACAAAUAACGGACAUGGAGGACGGGAGGAACCCCAGCAUAAAGAAAAGUCUUUUCCCCCUCUUUAGCUCUAAGAAUAGCUUAAAGCACAACUCAGCUGUCAAAGUCCUACCUGUAGUCGCCUCACCCAUGGUACAACACCAGCCUCCCGCGCCCUACCCUGCCUCACCAGUCAUUGGCAUCGGACAGGAACACCUGUCGCUGCAGAGGAGCUCCAAGUCCUCCUCUCACCACGGCAGCCGGCGGAAAAACCGCGAGCGCUCCCGAGACAGGGACCGGGAACGAGAACAGAGCCGCGACCGCGACAGGGACCGAGAGAGGGAGAGAGAACGAGAGAGGGAGAGGGAGAGGGAGAGAGAGAGAGAAAGAGAAAGAGGGAGGGAGAGGGAGAGAGUCAGCGACUGGCCACCAGAAAAACCAGUGGACUCACACUCUCAGAGCCAACCACUCAAGUCACUCCGCAGGCUCCUUCACCUCUCCCCCUCCUCCUCCAAUCAAGGACAGCCUCCUCCCGCUCCUCCUCCAGACCUGCGCUUCCAAGCCCCCCUCUCCAACCCGCCUCAGCCCUCCGCCAAAGCGGGCUACUCUGAGGGUCGAGGGCAUCCUGAGAGCAGGGGGCACUCCGGGGUGAGCAGCACCUCCCAGGCCAAGAGCCGCAAGCCCAGCUACCCCCUCCCCGGACAGAUCGAGUCCAGCUGGCACGUGUCUGCUUUACAGCGGGCAGAGGGCGCUCAGUUCACCCCAGAGCAGCUGGGCAUCAAACCGGGCCAGAACGGACCCACAUUCACUCGAGCCGCCCGCAGCAGGAUGCCGAACCUCAACGACCUGAAGGAGACUGCGCUUUAAAAACCCCCCCGUACCACACCAUCUCCCACAUGGCUCCGUCCUGAGAGCAUGGGCCCCAAUGCAGACGUCGUGGUACUGUGGUAAAAGUUUACAUGAAAGCCUAUUUCACUGGAUCAAUUCCUCGCUCAGAAACUAUAGUUGUCUGUUGAUAACGUCUCUGAGCCCCACGAAGACGAGACGCUGACAGGCCGAACGCAAACGCCGGUAACAGUGACGCUUAGGAGACAGGAAAGGGGCCCAGUCCAUCUCGGGAUGCCAGCACUGCAUCAGCUGUGCGUUAUUGUCUCUGGACUCGACAAGGUUAGAACAUUAGAAUAAGAUGAUCUUCCCUGUCAAGGAGACGCAGCCCGUGUGGCCGCUUUGCUGCCAUCUUGUGCUCACACGACGCUACUACAACACAUCUGACGGCCGCUGUCACACGGUGGUGGCCAAUGAACUCGAUCUCCGUUUUUCAAGCUACGAUAUUUGAUAAGAACAAGACAAAACAAAACAAAAAAAAGAUUUAUAUCGACAUUAUUUAUUAAAUAUUUAUUUGUUUUCAAUUCAAGGAUAUAAGCUAUAAAUGACACAGUAUGUAGGCUAUAUGGGAAUAUUAUAAGGUAUUAUAGAAUUCAAUGUGUAAUUGCAAGAGCUUUAGUUUCGACACAAAGAAAUGCAUAGAUAUUUAUGUGUUGAUGAUACAAUAUGUCACGAGGAAUAUUUAACACUGGUGAAUGUCUUUUUUUUUUGUUCAAUUUGAUAUGUUAUUAAUAGUUUUUCAUAUUAUAUUAUGUUAUUUUUAACCUUUUUUUUUCGUUUUUCCUUUUUCAUCAAAAUGUAAAGAAUUAUUGAUAAAUACUUUUUUUCCCAAAGUGGAAAAAACAUCACAUCUAGUACAAAUCUGCCCAUCACCCUCAUGACAUCCGUUUUGUGACAAGUCGGGCUAUUUGUCAUCAGGGGUUGGUAGCAGAAGAGCCGGGGUGAGACUGUUAGACUCUGUACUCUAACAUACUGUCAUUUUCAGUUCACUCUAUGUCCCACUCUCGGUGUCAUCAUUUCAAAAUGAGCUCUUCGUUUUCAGUCUUUUGGUUCUUCUGUCAGUGAAAACAGUUUUCCAGCUCCGUGCUGCCAUGUUGGUUUUGUCUACGGCCUUAGCAGCAAGUUAUCACCACAUAUGCCCGGUGAAGACUUAAACCUCUAAUACAACAUUUCAAGUGUUUCAAGAUAGUAGGAGGGUACACUGCAAAAAAAAAAUUAAAAAGCAUACCUCACCUACAACCUUUUUGAUUUUUACGGGUAAGUCUGGUUUUAUUCUAUACUUUUUUUUUUUUAUUGUGACAAAUUCCAUUGAACGUGAAACCAACACCGAAUCCGGCCACAAACAAAUAUUGUCUGCAGUGUAGCUUAUCGCUCUGUGCCACAGACAUCACAUCACUGGGUAUAUUUUGAGUCACCACUUCGCUACCGUAAAUACCCAGCGGGGGCACAAAGUCAGUGGCUGAAAAUAGAGCCCAACAAAUACUGUAUUUAAAGUUUGCAAAAAAAAAAAAAAGAAUCUUCAGGCUGGGGAAGUGGUGGCAGCGGUGGAAAAAGUACUCCGAUCCUUUAAGUAAAAGUACAAAUACAACAACCCAUGAUAGUACUCCUUGAUAGAUAUGAAAAUAUGACAUUUUAAAUUCUAAGUUUGACUAAAAUAUUGUUAUCAGGUAAAUGUACUAGUUGUAAAAGUAAACGUAAUUGUUCUGCAGAAGGAAAAAAAUACUUUUUUGUGACUGAUAUUACCUUAUAUGUGAAAAUGAUCUGAUUAUUAAUGCCCCUUCAUAAUGUCAAAUAUGCCUUUGGUCAAGUUAAUCACUAAUCUGAGGGGCAACGUGAUGAUUAAUGAAGCAAAAAUUAAGAGGAAAAAGUUCCGCAACACAAAUUUUAUAUUAAUCUUUUGAGAUAUAGAAAUAGAGUUGUACGUGUUUUUGGCCUGAAUCAGUCGUUCAAAUGAAAAUGUUCUGUGAAGUGUAGAGGGUAAAUCUUCCUUUAGUAGAAUACAGAACUAUUAACUCCUGCUGUCAAAUAAAAGGAAGUAGAGUAGAAGUACAAUAUGUCAAAUGUAAAUACUGAGGUAAAGUAACUCAAAAAUGUAAAUAAGCACCGUAGUUGAAUGAAUGUACUUAUACACCGCUGGUUGGUUUUUGGUCUUUAUAUUUGUUGACAAUUAGAAAGACAUGAAAUAACACCAGACUUAUCCACUAAUGUUUGUUCUGUGCGUAUUUUCUUUGUGCAAUUUAAAAGCUUGUGUUCUCAAAGUUUUUUGUAAAAUGCCUUUUGUAAAUCUGAAUUUGGUUUUGCAUUACAACUUUUCUUUUUAACAUCAAUAAUCAUGAUCAGGGAGGAUUUUACUUAACUCGAUUGUUCAUAGAAACAUUUACUUGUUGUCUACUGACCUGUGGAUGAUUUAAGAAAAACAAAAAAAAACACUUUUGGUGGCCUGGGCAAAGUUUACAGCUUGAUUUUUCUUCCAAUCUCACCCUAACCCUUCGUUUCCUUCUUCCACCUCUGUGGUUUGAAAGCAUAAAAGCAACGUAGAGAUGCUUUUACAUCACAGAAGGAGGGAACCAAGGGAGGACGGGCGAGUGGGUGCGUCUGUGCAAAACUCAAAACAUCUGUGGAUAAAAGCGAGCAUUGGGUUCGGAGAAUGUCAUGUUCUGUUCCUCAUCUGUUGAAGGGAUGACAAUAUACAAGCAAAAAAAAAAAAAAAAGAAGAAGAAGAGAAGAAACCAAUUGACUACAUGGCUGAUUGACAGCAAUAACAAUCAGAAGGAGACUCGGGGCUGAUGCAGAUUGACACCGGCCAAAUCAGUGGCUGGUUAGAACGGAGCACAGUGAAGGACCUGAGGAUUAAAGCAGGAGAAAGUGUCUACACGUAUAGUAUCAAAACGUCGCUCUGCAAUACAUUCUUUUUUUUUAAAAAUUUCAAUUUGUCCCUGAACACGACCCCCGGACAGGUUAAACUGCCCCAUGCUGUGUAUCGUGGAAAAUCCUGAUUGCCAUUGAUUGUACAAUGACUGCUGCCAUGGGUUUGUGUCAUUGAUGGCACGGAGGGAUGACAGAGCUUGCCUUGCCAGUGACCCGAAGCCUUACAUUAGCUCACUGACUCAACACUUGAGAUGGGAAUGGAGGCUUCAACCCCCAGCAGGUCACAUUCAUACACCGAGAACUGAGACAAGAGAAAGACAAUUCUUUUUGUUCACAAACAUGAAUGUGUAUCGUACAGUAAAAUAUCCUUUUUUGUUUUUUUUCCUUUCCGCAGUUUCCCCACUUCUUACAGGGUGUAAAUAGAAAUAAUAGAGUGUAUCUAUACUGACAAUUCUACUUUAAAAAUGAUAGGGUCUCAUAAUAAAAAGCCAACUGUACAUUUUG
Messenger RNA from Scophthalmus maximus (turbot), 8167 nucleotides. RefSeq names its product cyclin-dependent kinase-like 5 (gene cdkl5). Lineage: Eukaryota; Metazoa; Chordata; Actinopteri; Pleuronectiformes; Scophthalmidae. Gene Ontology annotation, cellular component: dendrite cytoplasm; nucleus. The transcript has 21 exons. Gene Ontology annotation, biological process: positive regulation of axon extension; protein phosphorylation; regulation of dendrite development. The record is from RefSeq and is a predicted model, not a curated record. The coding region runs from base 1310 to 4777 and encodes 1155 amino acids. Gene Ontology annotation, molecular function: protein kinase activity; ATP binding.